Messenger RNA from Pollicipes pollicipes, 1611 nucleotides. Its product is annotated as serine/threonine-protein kinase Nek7. Gene Ontology annotation, molecular function: ATP binding; protein serine/threonine kinase activity. Gene Ontology annotation, biological process: peptidyl-serine phosphorylation. Lineage: Eukaryota; Metazoa; Arthropoda; Thecostraca; Pollicipedomorpha; Pollicipedidae. The record is from RefSeq and is a predicted model, not a curated record.
AUGCAAGGUGAACCAGCAGUCAGUGGCGCUGAAGAAGGUGCAGAUUUUCGAGAUGACGGACGCCAAGGCGCGGCUGGACUGUAUGAAGGAGAUCAACUUGCUGCAGCAACUCAACCACCCGAACAUCAUCAAGUACUUGGCUUCGUUUAUCGAGGACAACGAGCUGAACAUAGUGCUGGAGGUGGCGGAUGCGGGUGACCUGCAUCGCAUGAUCCGACACUUCCGCACGCAAAAGCGGCUCAUCCCAGAGCGCACUAUCUGGAAGUACUUCACGCAAGUGUGCAGCGCGCUGCAGCACAUGCACAACAAGCGGAUCAUGCACCGGGACAUCAAGCCAGCGAACGUGUUCGUGACAGGGGAGGGAGUUGUGAAGCUGGGAGAUCUCGGACUGGGCCGGUAUUUCAGCACGUGCACGACGGAGCUGAUCACGCUGGUGGGCACGCCGUACUACAUGUCGCCGGAGCGGAUCCACGAGCGAGGCUACAACUUCAAGUCGGACAUCUGGUCGUUGGGCUGCCUGCUGUACGAGAUGGCCGCGCUACAGUCACCGUUCUUCGGCGAGAAGAUGACGCUCUACUCUCUCUGCAAGAAGAUCGAGAGCUGUGAUUACCCGCCGCUGCCCUCCGACCACUACUCGGACGUGUUCAGGAGUCUGGUGGACCAGUGCCUGACGCCGGACCCGGCCGGGCGGCCAGACAUCGCGCACGUCACCCGACUGGCGGCCGAGAUGCAUGAGAAGACGGCCGUGCCCGGCAGCGCUGUGAGCACCACCAGCUACGCCAGUCUCAAGUCCAGCGACGGCUUCAUCAAACCGCAGUAGCUGCUGCUUGCUGCCGGUUCGGAAGUCUAGCACCAUCUCCCGUUGCGGAGUCGGAAGUCUGGCACCGCCUCCCGUCGCAGAUUCGGAAGUCUGGCACCACCUCCCGCUGCGGAGUCGGAAGUCUGGCACCGCCUCCCGUCGCGGGCCCGGAAGUUUAGCACAAUCUCCCGUCGCGGGCACGGGAGUCGUACUCUGGUCGAGUCGUCGCCUAGCCUCGCUGGAGUGCACACUUUCUCAGGCUGAGACCAGGCGUCACCCACCGGCGGUUGGGGGCCUCUGGCGAGCUAAAGAUGUUGUCGGUACCUGUCCUGGGUCGGCCGGCGAUGCCGUCAGCGGAGGUCUACCCGGACCUCAUCACAACAUCUAUGUUUGGUGUGUCAGUGCGCGUGCUUGACUAAGUUGUCGUGUGCCAGGCCCAGUGGAAGCGUACCACUCGAUUCCGUCCAUCUGCCGUCCAGGGACGUCUUGUUCGCCUACUGUAUUUCUGUGGAUAUGGAGUGCAUUACCGUUUGUAAGACGUGAUGUUUGGAAUGGCAAUCAGGUGAGCGUUUUGAUUAUAUGGCUUGGCAGCUAACGGCACGCUAUGCAAGCCACAAAUGCAGACGGCCGGCACAGGUUAAGGCACGGUAUCCAUGCACGGAACGAAGUAAAUCCACAUCCACCGCCAGGCACUGUGCCUGCCCGCCCGUGAAUGUUUUCAUAUAUUUACCUGAUCGUUGUCGGUAGUUCACGCUGCCAGGAACCGAAGAUCGCAAACGCUGAAUAAUAAACCCGAUUCGUUGGCCUUGUCA